GUAGUUUUAUUAACAUUAAACCAAUUAAAUCAAAUACUUUUGUCACCCCCACAAAAACUUGAUCCCUUCAUAGCAUUUCUAAUGGGCCCUCCAUCUUCAAAGCCACCUUGAUCCCUCCACUAGCAUCGUGUCUGCGUUCGCAUUCAGCGAGCUAACUAGCCUCUCAUUGUUAAUCCUGUUAUACCUAACAAAACUACUCUCCAAUUUUCUUUUCAGGAGCUACCUACUCUACUCUCCCGUUCUCUCUUUCUGACCUUCCAUUUUCAUUGUACUUCGCGAAAAUGGAGCAGGGCUCAUGGAAUCAGUGGGUAGAAGACGCACUUACAAAGCUUGAGUCCUUGAAAGUAUUGCGAUCUCUAAGACCCAUUUACCUUUCCACUGAACAACAAUCACGGAGCCAAGAACCAAGAGCUAAUGACGAGGAAUACCAGGUGUUCGAUGAAAUGCAGGCAUGGGAUAGAUCCUCUGUUGAGGUAUCAAUCUCAGAACCCACCUUUCAGAGAUGGCUCCAUGACAUCCCCAGUUCCGGAGACGAGAUUGUUGUUAGGGAUGGAGUUGCUGAUGGUAAAGUUGGCUCGGGUGAAAUGCAGCAAUUCAGGAGGCUUCUUUUAUUCUCUGGAAAUGAUUACUUGGGAUUGAGUUCACAUCCCACAAUUAGGAAUGCUGCUGCAAAAGCGGCUCGAGAACAUGGAAUGGGCCCGAGGGGUUCCGCUUUAGUCUGCGGGUAUACCAAUUAUCAUAGGUUACUAGAGUCAUGCUUGGCAGACUUAAAGAAGAAGGAGGAUUGCCUUCUUUGUCCUACAGGAUUUGCUGCCAAUAUGGCCUUGAUGGUAGCAAUUGGAAGUGUUGGCUCUCUCUUGGCUAGGGGUCAGAAACCUUUGAAGGAAGAAAAAGUUGCAAUUUUUUCUGAUGCACUGAAUCAUGCAUCAAUAAUUGAUGGAAUCCAUCUUGUCGAACGACGAGGAAGUGUUGAAGUUUUUGUAUAUAGACACUGUGACAUGUUCCAUCUUGAUGCUUUGCUGUCAACUUGCAGAGUUAAGAAAAAAGUUGUCGUCACUGACAGCUUAUUUAGUAUGGAUGGAGACUUUGCACCAAUAGUUGAGCUUGCUAAGCUUCGUAAGAAGCAUGGCUUUCUAUUAGUCAUCGAUGAUGCCCAUGGAACUUUUGUGUGUGGCAAAAGGGGUGGGGGAGUGGCUGAGAAAUUUAAUUGUGAAAAAGAUGUUGACCUAUGUGUUGGCACUUUGAGUAAGGCAGCUGGUUGUCAUGGUGGAUUCAUAGCAUGCAGGAACCAUGUCCAGAUGCAAUUUAGGCCUGAGAUAUGAGAUCAUCCUUGUUAUGUGGAGAAAUUCUACUACAUGCACUGUCGUUCAUCAGACAUCCAAUGUUACUGUCCAAGGGCUGAAGUAGGCGGAACUAAAGUUUUCCUGUGAUAUGAAAACAAAGGGACAAAACGAACUUGACAACUUUUAUACUUCUAGAGCUGAUGUUGAAGCCCAAAAAGAAGUGAAGGAAAGUUUUACAAAAUGAUUGGAAUGGGCAGAUUCACAGUUGAUGAAAACCUUGGAUCUUUUGUUAGAGAAGUUAACAGAUUUGAAAAAAUUCAAUAAAUCUAGGUAAGUAAGCACAUGAAUUGGAAGAAGUCUGAAAUAAGGAAUCAAUAGUGAGCAAAUUCCAAAUUCCAACUACUAUUCUGCACAAUCCCAUGAAAGGUAGAAAAGCUAGUUAUCAAGUUUUUUGAGUAAAGGUGGUCAUAAAAUAUGAUGGAAGAUGUAUGACAAAUGAGAAUAUCUUUUUUUGGGUGGCUGAAGUUGAUAACCAGAGUGUGCCUACUGCCAACACUUCCUCUUGUUGAUUUUGUGGUGCCUACUUGGUUUCACCUUCUCUUUGAAUCCACACUUUUGAAAUACAUGCCCAAGGAUUCAAUUUCUUGAUGCCUUGUAACUAAAACUUGAGGUUAUUACCAUUUGGGGGAGAGCAAUGCCGAAUAGGAAGACAUUAAAAUGGAAGAAUAACAUUAUUAGGAAAUAUUAGUAGAAUAACUGUUGACUAUGACAUUGUACUCAUUAUUAGAAAUAUUUUGGUUACAUAGGCAAUUAUUAAGUAGUCUGGAAGGUUAAGACUUAUUUAGGAAACUUUAGUUUUUAUUCUAGCAGAUGUAUCUUUUGAAAUUCUACAAUUGAAGACAUCUUUCUGUAUAUGGUUAUGUUGUUGGUGCCCAUACAAAUUACAAAGACUACCUCUAGCAUAGUAUCGUUCACCCUCAUUAUUGAUCAUUCUUAAGAAUCUUUUCUACUUCUCUAUUUCUUGCUUAACUUUUGUUUCCCUUCACCCUCUCCUUGUCCUGCAUCAAAGUAGUUUUCAUCUCUUUGUGUGUGUAAAGGAAGCCGCUUAAAGUUAUGAAAGGAAGAAGGGUAAAAGGGUAAAUAGGUGUGAGGAAAGAGGGUAAUUUUGUACUUCGGUUACGGCAUAGAUUUUUGUUUUCAUUCGGUUGUAACCAUAAAUGAUGCGUGCAACUAACCGGUGCACCCCUAUACCUAUAUAAACGACUUCCUAGUGGGAAGGAAAGCGUGGAUUUCUCUCUCGACUCCCUCUUAAAGCAUGAAUUUCGCUUUCAACUCCUCUUUCCCUCUUUCUUCGUCCUUAUCCCUAUUAUGCUUAACCAAUGUAGUCACGAACCCAUGAGAAGGUUCUUGAAUAGUUGGCACUGGAGCCAUUAAAAUCUGGUGAAAGCCAUGCUUCUGUAGCAUCACGAACUCGGUCCAAAUGAAAAUUCGUUGUGAUGGAGCAAGACAAGAUGCAACCAGUGGAGGAUUCCGUAAAGGAGGUCGAUCAAUAACUCACAGAAUUCAUGAUUGAGGUGUACAAAACACAUCUCAAAAUCAAACAAUAAUUUGAUUAAACAGUUGAAAUGUUACGUGGUAGUAUGAACCAAUGAGUCAAACAACCAGACCAAUCACUCACUGUCAGCUAUUACAAAAGGAAGAGGAAUUCUUCCCUCACAAGCAAUGCAUGACCCUGAGGAUAUACCUUCCCAUACGCGCAUUGAGACCUAAGGUGAAAAUCCUUUUGUUUGAAGGAAUUAAUCCUACGGUUUGGGUAAGGUGGUGCAGCAAGUAUUUCUUAGUUCGUGGCACACUAGAUGAACUAAAGAUCAAAGUUGCUUACCAUUCUUAGGUGAAGUCGCAGAUGUGUGGUACCCAAGGUUGGCUAACCAAAAAAAACAAAAUCUUGAAACGAGAAGUGUUUGUGAAAGAACUCUGUUGAUGUGAGCAAGGAAAAGAAAAACUCCUGUGAGAUUUUCUUUCUAAUCCCACAGAAAUCUUUCUUCUUGAGAAGGAGAAUCGGCCAAGGGAGAAAAUUGAUUCUAAAUCUCAAGAUAUCUUGAGAAAUAGAAAAUUUUCUUAAAUAUCAAAUCUUACGGAAAAGGAAAAUACUUGACAAAGAGGAAAAUAUCUUACUAGAAUUUCUUGUCCAAAAUCUCCAUAAUUAAUUAACAUCUUCUUUAUUUAAAAAGGGAGAUAAUAUCUAUCCUAUAUUAAUUGCAAUUCUCUUAAUUUUUUUAGUUUUCCUAUUUUAUUCUAUAUUUAAAUUUUUUAUGUAAUUUCUCCAUUAAAUUUGGAGAUUAUUUUCCGUAUUGUUUACAUGGCUUACACUAUAAAUAGGGAAUCAAUUUAUAGUCGUAAUAAUUCAAGUUUCAAUCAAUAAAAUUAUGAAUUUUUAGUUUUUAAAUAAUGGGGUUUUCUUCAACUUUUUUGUUGAGUGGAGAAUUGAUAUCUACUUAUUAAGAUAACUUAUGGCGUCUUCAUCAUUAUCUUUUCUCGAAUUGAUUUUAAAUUAUCAAUUUUUUUUUGUGGCGUUCUAUUUAAUUCAUUUAUUACUAUUAUCUUGGUUUUCACUCCUUGUUGAGUGCAGGUUAUUAAGU
This is a messenger RNA of Carica papaya (papaya), 3922 nucleotides long. The record is from RefSeq and is a predicted model, not a curated record. Lineage: Eukaryota; Viridiplantae; Streptophyta; Magnoliopsida; Brassicales; Caricaceae.